ACUUUCUCCAGCCUUUGUUAUGAGCAUCCUUGUCUACUACGAGCAUCCUUGACAGCUGGCUGGUGCGGGGAUGAUGGAGCCUUUAAGCCAACACGGCCUUCCUCGCCUCUCCUGGAUCGACACCCUUUAUGGCAACUUCAAUUACGGCACGGAGGAGUACGAUGCGGAGGGCAACGAGGAGAUCCGUGUUCGGCCCGGCGGCUCGGAAGCCAUGCCUUACAUCGACGAAUCGCCCACCAUGUCCCCCCAACUCGGCGCCCGCAAUGCGGAGGGCGGCAACGACGGAGGGACGUCGCAAAGCGUUUCACCCACCCCGACUGAUGGGCUGGGCACCCUGGUUGAACAAGAUGCCGGGAAAGGCGUGGAGAUGCGGAAGUUGGUGCUAAAAGACUUUUUGGCCAGUGAGGAGAUGUACAUCAACCAGCUGGAGGCCCUGCUCUUGCCGAUGAAGCCAUUGAGGGCCACGGCCACCACCUCCCAGCCGGUCCUCACCAUCCAGCAGAUCGAGACCAUCUUCUACAAAAUUCAGGACAUUUAUGAAAUUCACAAGGAGCUGUACGACAAUCUCUGGCCUCACUUGCAGAAUUGGGACAGCGAGGUGGUCCUGGGACACCUUUUCCAAAAGCUGGCUACCCAGCUGGGAAUUUACAAGGCUUUUGUUGACAACUAUAAAAUUGCACUGGAGACCGCCGAAAAAUGCAGCCAGCAUAACAGCCAGUUCCAGAAAAUAUCAGAGGAGCUGAAGGUCAAGGGGACCCACAGUUUUGUCACCAUGGAAGCAUUGCUGUAUAAGCCUAUAAAUCGAGUCACAAGAAGCACCAGUGUGUUACAAGAUCUGCUGAAGCAUACGCCGACCGACCACCCCGAUUACCCGCUGCUACAGGACGCGCUUCGGAUUUCCCAGAAUUUCCUCUCCAGCAUCAACGAGGACAUUGAUCCUCGCAGAACGGCCGUCACUACCCCGAAAGGAGAGAACCGCCAGCUGGUCAAGGAUGGCUUCUUGGUUGAGGUGGCGGAGGGGUCUCGCAAGCUGCGCCACGUUUUCCUCUUUACGGACGUUUUACUCUGCGCCAAGUUGAAGAAGACGGGCGUCGGAAAAAAUCAGCAGUACGAGUGCAAGUGGUACAUCCCGUUGGCCGAGCUGGUCUUCCCCUCCUUGGAAGAGUCUGACCUGUGUCCGCACGUCCAGGCCAUGCCUGACCACGACCUGGAAGACAUGAAAAUCAAGAUUUCUUCGAUGAAGAGCGAAGUGCUAAAGGAGAAGGCCAAUAAAGGCCAGAGCCGAGCCAUGGAGCGCCUCAAGAAGAAAAUGUUCGACAACGAGUUUUGGCUGCUGCUCAACUCGCCCUCCAUCCCCUUGCGCAUCCACAACCGCAACGGCAAGAGCUACCUGUUCCUUCUGUCCUCGGACUACGAGCGGUCGGAGUGGAGGGAGGCGAUCCAGAAACUGCAGAAGAAAGAUCUCCAGACCUUUGUGCUAAGUUCAGUGGAGCUGCAGUACCUGAUGGGAUCCUGUUUCAAGUUACGGACGGUGCACAACAUCCCUCUGACCAGCAACACGGACGAUGACAAACCUUUAGGAAUGUGUGGCUUUUUGCACGUGAUUGUCCACUCGGUCAAGGGCUUCAAGCAAUCUGCCAACCUCUACUGCACCCUUGAAGUGGAUUCCUUUGGGUACUUUGUCAGCAAAGCCAAAACACGAGUGUUCCGGGACACAACGGAGCCGCAGUGGAACGAGGAGUUUGAGAUAGAGCUGGAAGGCUCCCAGUAUCUGCGCAUUCUCUGCUACGAGAAGUGUUACGACAAAACCAAGCUGAACAAAGACAACAACGAAAUUGUCGACCGGAUCGUGGGCAAGUGGCAGGUCCAGUUGGACCCCCAGACGGUGCAGACGAAAAACUGGCAGGUGGAUGUGAUCGAGAUGAAUGGGGUGAAAGUCGAAUUUUCGAUGAAAUUCACCAGCCGGGAUAUGAGCCUCAAGAGGACCCCCUCGAAAAAGCAGACGGGGGUCUUCGGAGUCAAAAUCAGCGUGGUCACUAAGCGGGAGCGCUCCAAGAUCCCCUAUGUUGUGCGCCAGUGUGUGGAGGAGGUAGAGAAACGGGGCAUUGAUGAAGUCGGGAUCUACCGGAUCUCAGGGGUGGCCACCAAAAUCCAGGACUUGAAAGCCGCCUUUGAUUCCAACAGCACAGAUAUCCUGGUUAUGCUGAGCGACAUGGAUAUCAACGCCAUUGCGGGGACCCUGAAGCUAUACUUCCGCGAACUGCCGGAACCUCUGCUGACGGACCGGCUCUAUCCGACCUUUAUGCAAGGCAUCGCACUUUCCGACCCCUCGGCCAAGGAAAACUGCAUGCUGCAUCUUCUACGCUCCCUCCCGGACCCCAAUCUCAUCACCUUCCUCUUCCUCCUAGAACAUUUAAAACGGGUUGCCGAGAAGGAGCCCGUCAACAAAAUGUCGCUGUACAAUCUGGCUACCGUCUUCGGCCCGACGUUGUUGAGACCCUCGGAAGCGGAGAGCAAAGGGCACGUCACGCUGGCCUCCGACAUCUGGUCCCACGAUGUGAUGGCGCAGGUUCAAGUCCUGCUGUACUAUUUGCAACACUCGCCCAUCUCCUUCGCCGAGCUGAAACACAAUGCAGUCUACUUGUCCACGGACGUGUAGCGGGCAGUUCCGCGGCCGUGAUCACCAUCCCUGUUUGUCUAAGCGGGGAGAAAGGGAGGGCCCCGGGCAGAAGCGGCUUCUGGACGCUGACCCUGCGGAGGAGUUUUGGGGGGGGGCUCUUCGGGGGCAAACUCGGCCUGCGCAGCCCCCCCCCCGGACUGUUUUUGUAUACAUCUUUUUUCCUAGCCCUCCUCCUCCCCCCCCGCCUCCGACGAGUCCAGCUCUUUUUCUGCACAGCAGCCCACCUUCUGCGCCUCGACACGGGCCCGAGUCGUUUGGACGGACGUCCUUUGAGUCGCAGAGAGGAAGCGAGCCACGGACAAGGGUCGGGGCCCGGUCUUGGGUGGAGAUCCGUGCUUUUCCAGAAAGUUGUCAUCUUCUGAGGUUGCACAGAGUGCGAGAGCAGCCAAAUCUCUCUCCUGUUUCUCCCUU
Messenger RNA from Crotalus tigris (Tiger rattlesnake), 3091 nucleotides. RefSeq names its product ABR activator of RhoGEF and GTPase (gene ABR). The transcript is spliced from 23 exons. Gene Ontology annotation, biological process: signal transduction; positive regulation of GTPase activity. The record is from RefSeq and is a predicted model, not a curated record. Gene Ontology annotation, cellular component: membrane. The coding region runs from base 71 to 2659 and encodes 862 amino acids. NCBI's taxonomy places the organism in Eukaryota, Metazoa, Chordata, Lepidosauria, Squamata, Viperidae. Gene Ontology annotation, molecular function: guanyl-nucleotide exchange factor activity; GTPase activator activity.